Messenger RNA from Gavia stellata (red-throated loon), 729 nucleotides. RefSeq names its product olfactory receptor 14C36-like. Gene Ontology annotation, cellular component: membrane. Gene Ontology annotation, biological process: G protein-coupled receptor signaling pathway. The annotation marks the transcript as partial. NCBI's taxonomy places the organism in Eukaryota, Metazoa, Chordata, Aves, Gaviiformes, Gaviidae. The transcript has a single exon. Gene Ontology annotation, molecular function: olfactory receptor activity; G protein-coupled receptor activity. The record is from RefSeq and is a predicted model, not a curated record.
GACCUGGGCUCCAUCUCCACCACUGUUCCCAAAGCCAUGGCCAAUUCCCUCUGGGACACCAGGGCCAUCUCCUUUGCAGGAUGUGCUGCUCAGCUCUUUCUUUUUGUCUUUUUCAUUUCAGCAGAGUUUUCUCUUCUCACCGUCAUGUCCUACGACCGCUACAUUGCCAUCUGCAAACCCCUGCACUACGGGACCCUCCUGGGCAGCAGAGCUUGUGUCCACAUGGCAGCAGCUGCCUGGGGCAGUGGGUUGCUCACUUCUCUGCUGCAUACGGCCAAUACAUUUUCACUACCACUCUGCCAAGGCAAUGCUGUGGACCAGUUCUUCUGUGAAAUCCCACAGAUCCUCAAGCUCUCCUGCUCAGACUCCUACCUCAGGGAAGUUGGAUUUCUUGUGGUUAGUUUCUGUUUAGUCUUCGGGUGUUUUGUUUUCAUUGUGCUGUCCUAUGUGCAGAUCUUGAGGGCUGUGCUGAGGAUCCCCUCUGAGCAGGGACGGCACAAAGCCUUUUCCACGUGCCUCCCUCACCUGGCCGUGGUCUCCCUGUUUAUCAGCACUGGAGUUUUUGCCCACCUGAAGCCCCCCUCCAUCUCCUCCCCAUCCCUGGACCUGUUCAUGGCCGUUCUGUACUCGGUGGUACCUCCAGCAGUGAACCCCCUCAUCUACAGCAUGAGGAACCAGGAGCUCAAGUAUGCCAUGACGAAAUGGUUUUCAACAUUUUUCAACAGCUGA